ACACACACACACACGCGCGCGCUAGAGGAAACCCCAUCAGCUGUGGAAAGAAACACAGCUCGAAUUUACUUUUCGCUUCUCUUUCCCUCGUUCUCAGACUGGAAUCCAUAUAUCGGGUGUUUAGGAGUUUCAAAGAGCGAAGGACGCGUUCAGAGUGUUGUGAUACAAAGGAGAAACCAAAAUAGUUUAAACGGGGACGCGAAUAGGAAGGGGGAGAAAACAGUAAAAGCGGACUACAGAAGGUGGCUUUGAAAGCAUGGACUAUGUCAGGAUGCCGACAGAGAAGAUAACAUCCCUGCAGCACUUCAAACGGACGGAGAAGGAUGUUAUCGGAGGGCUGUGCAGCUUAGCAAACAUCCCCCUCAGUCCUGAGACAGCCCAGGACCAGGAGAGACGGAUCCGCCGGGAAAUCGCCAACAGCAACGAGCGGCGGCGUAUGCAGAGCAUCAACGCUGGAUUUCAGUCGCUUAAGACGCUGCUGCCACACACUGACGGCGAGAAACUCAGCAAGGCGGCCAUCCUGCAACAAACAGCAGACUACAUCUUUACCUUGGAGCAGGAGAAAACCCAGCUUCUAACCCAGAACAACCAGCUGAAGCGCUUCAUCCAGGAAUUUAGCGGCUCGUCACCCAAAAGGAGGCGUGCUGAGGAGAAGGAUGAAGGGAUCGGGUCCCCGGACACGCUGGAGGAGGAGAAGGUGGAGGAACUGAGGAGGGAGAUGAUCGAGCUGCGGCAGCAGUUAGACAAGGAGCGCUCUGCCCGCAUGCAGCUGGAGGAGCAGGUGAUCUCAGCUGUGCGGUCGCUGGAUGGCCAGCUGCAUCCGGAGCGUCUGAAGGUGAUCACCCAGCAGGUGGAGGAGGAGCAGGCACUCAUCCAGAGCCAGACGCUGCUGCGGCUACAACAGAUCCACGCCGCCGCUGCUGAAAGACAGACACACAGUCCUCAGGUGCUGGCUCCACCCACUCCGCCUGCCCCCACCCACCACCCCACGGUCAUCGUCCCUGCUCCAACACUAAACCAGCACCACCACGUCACCGUGGUGACCAUGAGCCCUUCUGCCCACACCAGCACGGUGUCCACUUCCAGACAGAACCUGGACACCAUUGUGCAGGCCAUCCAGCACAUCGAGCGUACUCAGGAGAGAAGGGCCAGCGUGGAGGACGAGCAGAGGAGAGCCGUCAUCGUCAGCCCCACCCACGUCGCCAUGGACACCGCCUGCUCAGACACAGACACGGACACAGAGGGCGAAGACUGUUUGAUGAACUGAGCCGCCCCAAUGAACUCGUGCCGCCCCCGCUCCACCACACGCGCACAAACACUUAAAACACCUACUCACUGUAAGAUUCCCUCCAGGAGCUUGACUACUCUCGUAAAUCUGUCCUUGGCAUUACCUAAACUCCUAAAUCCAGUGGUUUAAGCUCUGCGUCAGGUCUUGUACUGUAAUUUUUCUGAGUAUUGAAGAGGUAGGAGGGUCAGCGUGCAGAGGAAGAUCUGUAGGAUCUCUACACUCUGCAGCCACUUGAAUAAUCCAACGUUUUUCUAGUGAGGGGGAAAAAAAAAACCAAGCUGUCGGCCAAUCAUGUUUAUUCCUUGUGCUUCUCAUGCAGCCACAGCGCCAUCAUAGCCCAUCUUCUGUCACUAUAACAGUGUAACUACAAUCUAAUGGAGUCGGUUUAUCACAAAGUUGAAGGUAACUGUAAAGUAAACGAGGAGAUUCCUUAUUAAGAUGCAAAACAAGGAUUUGUUAUUUGUUUCAAUAUAUUUUUAGUGGCUGUGAAUUAAUUAAGCUAGUAUAAAUUUCAGAAUUUGAAGAUAUACAAACUCUGAUUUACUUGAAAAAGAAGCUGUUUUUCUAACUCUAAACAAGCCCUUGGAAAUAAGCUGAAUGCCUUUUCAGGUCUUUCAGUUUGGUGGUUUAUUUGCUUUGUGUCAGGGUCACCAAAAGCUGAAGGUUACUAUUUUUUAUAAUUUAAAAAAACAACUUAAAAGACUUUUUUUUUUUUUUUUUUUACCACUUAGAGCUUCUUUCUUUAUUCUCAUAAGAAGGGGAGGGGGGGGCACCAACAUGUUUUUAACUUGAUAUCAGCGCAUCGUCUAAAAACAUUAUGGUGCAGCUUUUUUUUUUUGUAAAUAUAGGAUCAAUCCGAGACAGUUUGACUGAAUCAUCUUUUGAAUCUGCAAAUAUUUCCAAUAAAUUUGGAAGCAGAUGGGCAUAAAUCGCUUCUCCAGCAUUUCCCCCAAUAGGCCUGGAUCCACCAUCUGGUCUCAGUGACUAUGCACUAGAGAUGUUGGGAUUUAUGCAAUUCCAUCUUUUGUACUUCUGUCCUUGUUUCUUUUAUUUUAUUUUUUUGUGGUUGCCAUCAUUAAUCCAUACGGCUAAAGUUCUCAAUGCACCGUGUUUGAAACUUGACACGUUUAAACGGAAGAAUGUAGUACUUAGGAGGUGUUUGUUUUCAAUCAUCACCACGGUGAUCUGCAGCGAGCUGAGGCCAAACAUACCUGCAAAAAGUCCCUUUUUCUUGGUCUUUCUUGCAUAUUUAAUUUCUCUAAUUUUACUUUGAACUCAACAACAGAGGAAAUAGAUUUAUGGGGUUUACAUUGCAAAAUUUAUACAAUAACUUGAUAGAACCAGCAAUAGAUUCUCGUGAUCUGAUAUAGCUAAAAAUGAUACAGUGUCACAGUUUUUGCACAUUUUCUUUUCUUUAACAACAGCAACAAUUCCUGCUGCUGAGAUGUGCAAGCUGUCCUUAUGCCAGCUUUCUGGCAGGGCACAGAAACGGGUGGGGGUGGACUGCUGUAUACUCUGUGCUACAUUUGCAAAGUCUAAAAAAUUGUUUAGUUAGACUAAAACGAGUAGAAAUCCCCUCCUGUA
Molecule: messenger RNA, 2872 nt
Organism: Cyprinodon variegatus (sheepshead minnow)
Lineage: Eukaryota; Metazoa; Chordata; Actinopteri; Cyprinodontiformes; Cyprinodontidae
Product: transcription factor AP-4-like
Exons: 7
Coding region: 257-1267 (336 amino acids)
Biological process (GO): regulation of transcription by RNA polymerase II
Cellular component (GO): nucleus
Molecular function (GO): RNA polymerase II cis-regulatory region sequence-specific DNA binding; DNA-binding transcription factor activity, RNA polymerase II-specific; protein dimerization activity
Source: RefSeq, a predicted model, not a curated record